This is a messenger RNA of Bacidia gigantensis, 3414 nucleotides long. RefSeq lists its product as uncharacterized. Bases 1 to 3414 code for a protein of 1137 amino acids. NCBI's taxonomy places the organism in Eukaryota, Fungi, Ascomycota, Lecanoromycetes, Lecanorales, Ramalinaceae. The transcript has 3 exons. The record is from RefSeq and is a predicted model, not a curated record.
AUGCUCCCUGAAUUUCUCGCUGGCUCUUACAAGAGAUACAAGCAGGACACUGCUUUGUUUACAACAUGGCUUGCCAAAGCAGCUGCCUCUUGUGGCUACAAGCCAAAUGCGACAGAAAAAUCGACAACUCAACAUACUGGCUCAACGGCUAAAAUAGCAUCUGAUCAGGACCUGGGCACUUCCACAUCGUCUAAAACAGGAUAUGUCCCUUCAGCAACUGGUCGUCUGAAGGGCAAGGAUCGAAAAGCUGCCAAAGCUCUCACAGAUCAGUCAAUUGGAUCAACCCCCGACACUCCAGACACAGAGACUCCCGCAUCGACCGUCAAAUACACUGUCACAACGGAGGAAUUGCUCCGUCAAGCGGAUGCCAUUGCAAACUCUGAUCGUAAGAUGAGCGUUCAGAUGCCCGCAAGUCUUUAUCGCAUCGUUCAACAUGCGAUUCGCGCCCGCCAAAGAUGCUCUGAAUGGUUUCAAAACGCCAAGAUCAGGAACGAGCACUUUGAUAAGGGGCAUACUCACUUUGUCAAGAUUCUGCAGCGGGCCCUCGAAAUACUAGAACCUUGUGUAGUUGACGAAACAGCCGCGAAAAAGCCCAAAGACCAAGCAAAAGAGUCCCCCAAGGAAUCCGAAGACCUUACCAAUCGUUUUAGUGCACUGAACAUGGAAGAGAGUCCGGAAAUCGACGCGUUCGAGAUCGCUGAAGUAGUUGCUGCUGUUCACGCCCCACAGAAGACGAAGGCCUCCAAAGGUAAAGCCAUCGCGACAGAGUAUGAAUUAGAAGACGAAGAAGAGUUCGACGCAGAUCUCGCGUUUAUUGUUUACUGCUUCUUCGAGGAUCUUCACCGCACGCAAGACUUUCUCAGUGACCUUUGGCGGAAAUACAUGUCAGGUAAAUGUGACCUUCAUACAGCAGCCGUAACAACCAAUGCGGCUUUCGAGCUAGUCCGCCAAGCUGAAGAGGACCUGAUCAAACAAGCGCCUAAGGCCUUCAAUAAGACCCGAUCCUGGGACACGAUUGCCAUCGUCAUCUUCUAUGCCGACGCUUUCGAAAGGGGAGUCUGUCCUGAAGGACGUCUCGGUACCAGCGAAACACUUCGGAUAACUCCUUUUGACGAUUUCAUCUAUCUCUCAACUGCACGUAUAUUGAUGAAGUUCACUUUUAUGGCCAAUUUGCCCCCUGACUGUGGAAUGCCUUAUCCCCUACCCUGCCAGCCUUUGAGAUUUGGUUACAUAUCGCGACCCGAGCUGUUGGGCACCCCAGAGAUGGACAAGAGAGAGCACGAAGACUUGAUUCUCUCUAGGCUGAUCAUGGACCGAGAUCUGUGGAACACAUGCACCAAAACGGCAGGUGAAUACGAGACCACACCCCCACCUCAUGAGGACGAGUUCAGCAAAGGUCUUGAUAAGUUGAUGAGCAAAGGGACCCUAAGUAUUGCGGUAGUCUUUGCAGCUCGGAUUUUGUUGGAUAUUCAAGAUGUUCUUGGUGCGGAAGUCGGAAGAGGUCACCAAGACCUUGUGCGUACUACUAAAGAAAUCGACAAAAUGAUGAAUUUGAAAGUAGUGAAUGGAAUGUGGGAUGUUGGUGGCAGUGGAGAGCGAUGGCACGAAAGAGAUGUCGGGUCUGUCAUGCGCAUUAAAUUGACGUCGAUUUACUGGAUUCUCGACAACCCUGCUAAUGCGUUCCCCAAGUUCAAAGAGAUUAUGCUAGCGAAGCAAUCGUCACAAGAGGGUAUUUCUUUCAAUUCUUCUGGGGCGAACUCGGCUCAGUCAACAGCAUCUCCAAGACUUGGUGCACCACCAAAGUCUAAAGCCAGCCAGCAAGCACCAGUGUCUGUAAAGAAGCCUCCAAAAGACCCUAAAUUUAGUACUAUUUCGGCGAAAGUGCAUCAGAUUCCUGAUGGGGUUGAUUUCAAUGACCCAGACUUCCAGGAAGUUAUGCGAAAGAAAAUCCUUGCAGACGAUGGAUUAGAUGACGGUCCUAUGGACCCAGUACAUGAGGAGAACGCGCGGAGACUCGACCUUAAGCCAAUAUCUCCAUCACCUGAUCUGAAUUACCUCUUCACUUUCAAUCCAAUCUACUGUGGACUGGUCUCAUUCAAUAUGCUUACAGACUUCGAGGCUUCAGGAAUCGCUCUUUGCAAUUGGCAUAAGAGUAUCUGGCCUAGUGCCCACUUGUACCAUGCUCUGCGACAGACGUCCAGCAUCUCAAAACCAUGGCCAGAGAUGGAAGAACUAAUGGACUUGCAUAUGGAUUCCCUUUUUGCUGGGUGCCUUCCACUGUCAGCUUACGAGUUCCACGUUCGCUUUGGUCUGGCGUUGGGCUUAUCAAUCACAAACUUCGCCCGAAACCCUCGACGUCGGACUGACGGCAAUAGGGCACAGAUUCGCCAAGGAGCGAAUGGUAUCAAGCUGAGGGUGACUGAGAUGUCCAGCGUCUUCCGCCAGUACUUCGACAAUAAGUCAUCCUUCGAGACCUGCUUGGUCAAAUUGGAGAAUCUGCUGCGGAAACCAAGUUCCAGUCCUUCCAAGAGCGAAAAGCAAGCACGUAAAAGACCUCUCACAACUUUGCAAUUUCUUAGGAUGUUGGAAGAAGACCUACCGCGAGUCGCUCGCCGUCUUCAAUUUGACUACAUAACAUUGACCAAGCAAUGCGUCAAGCUCUUGAAGACCAUUCGUCAGCAAAUUGAACUGAACUUUCAGGUCGCUUUUCCACGAGUACCUACCGAAGAUAGCGCCGAUCAGACAUUGACAUGGAUCGUCAUGCAAGCUUUGGAGGAGAACAGUGACCUGGCAUCCGCUCAAAACACACUCCACCAACGCACCCAGCCCCAAACCCCAACAAUGGGUCACCAGCUCACAAUCGCCCACUCGGAGCUCCAAAAAUUCCUCAGCACCUACAACCCCCAAGCCCUAAUCAAAACUUUCAACGCCCUUAAUCGCCCACAAACCUUACCCACAGGCCUCCCUAAUCACUGGAACAUCUCCAUCCGCCACGUCCCGCUCUCCCCACCCGGCGAUCUCGUUUUCUUCGUCCAGCCAGACUCUCACUUCGUGCACACCGAGGGCCCGAUCCAGACAGUCGAAGGACAGGCUCCUGGGCAUAAGCUCAACCCCAAGAGCCUCGUCACCCUGCAGACGAUCGCGAGAAUGAUCAUGAAGGCUUUUGUCGAGGGUAUGGGCGUGGGUAUGAGCGUUGGCGUGGGGGUGGGCGGGGGAGGGAUUGGGAUUGGGUUGCCCUUGUCAUGGAAGACGAAUGAACCUAAUUUCGCGAGGAGGAUUGGGAAGGUUAUGGAGGAUAUGGGGGUACGAGCUGAUCUUGUGGGAAUGGAGGUUGCUGGGGAAGAGGAAGGGAAGUGCGUUGAUGGGGACUGGGAUCGUUUCUUGACGCGGUUGACCACGGGGCGGGUGGGGUAG